This is a messenger RNA of Manihot esculenta (cassava), 2548 nucleotides long. Its product is annotated as protein POLLEN DEFECTIVE IN GUIDANCE 1. Gene Ontology annotation, cellular component: endoplasmic reticulum membrane. Lineage: Eukaryota; Viridiplantae; Streptophyta; Magnoliopsida; Malpighiales; Euphorbiaceae. Bases 168 to 1985 code for a protein of 605 amino acids. The record is from RefSeq and is a predicted model, not a curated record. Gene Ontology annotation, biological process: maintenance of protein localization in endoplasmic reticulum. The transcript is spliced from 11 exons.
AUUAACAUCGAGGACUGGGAAAACAAAAUCCAGUCACAGCUCAGCGCAUAAACGCCAGCGUUUCUUUUCUUUUUUCUUUUUGGCCAAAUUCAGCAACCUUACAGUAUAAAUACCAGAUUUUUUUGAUCUGAAACCGUUCUCGGAUCUUCCGUGUGUAUCCGUUAUCCAUGGCGUUGAGAUCCUCAGGUAGAAAGCUUUCCUUCAAUAUUCUAAGCGAAAGCAGCUCCGUUGAGGAAGACGACUUCCUUCUUUACCAAUCAAAUAUGGAUCCAAUCGAGAAAAUUUCCGGUGCUACGGAGAAUCCGAAUCGGAAAAAGAAGAGACAUAGGAAGAAGAAAACUCCUGAAUCUUACUCCAUGAUCCCUGAACAUCCGAUCACUCAUUCGGGAUUCAUCGAAUCCAAUUCUGCUGUCCAGAACGGGAACGUGUUUUUGGAUAACAGAAACAGUUAUGUUGGAGGUGGGAGUGUGGUGUGUACAGUAAGUGACGUGACGGAGGAUUGCCAGAGUGUGUUUAACAACAGUGGUAGUGAGCUGAGGCAGAGGAAUGUGAGUAAUGGUGGAGGAGGUGAGGAGAUUGUGUCGUCUUCUUCGCGGGUGGAGGAGAAUGGGACGGUGGAUAGAGAAGUGGAGGUAAGUUCGACAGAGAAGCAUUGGAGUAGUGAGCCCAAUGGGAGUAUUGUUCCGACUGUAAAGUUAGAAACUGCAGAGUCAUUGGAUUGGAACCGGCUCAUGGCGGAGGAUCCUAAUUUUCUCUUCUCGGUGGAGAUUUCACCAGUGAAGUACUUUAUGGAUGAAAUGUAUAAAGGAAAUUCAUUGAGGAGCACAACAACUCUUGGCAGUGAGAUGGAGAGGGAAAGGGUCUAUGAUACUAUCUUUCGCUUGCCAUGGAGAUGUGAACUGCUCAUAGAUGUUGGCUUCUUUGUAUGCUUGGAUUCAUUUUUAUCACUGUUAACGAUUAUGCCAACGAGGAUGCUGAUGACCCUUUGGAGGCUUCUAAGUGCAAGGCAGUUCAAGAAGCCUUCUGCAGCAGAGCUCUCUGAUGUGGGCUGCUUUCUUGUCUUGGCUUCAGGUGUUGCUCUAUUGGAGCGCACAGAUAUCAGCUUAAUAUAUCACAUGAUCCGUGGUCAAGGAACAAUCAAACUGUAUGUGAUUUACAAUGUUUUGGAGGUAUUUGAUAAACUAUGUCAAAGUUUUGGUGGAGAUGUGUUGCAAACUCUAUUUAACUCUGCAGAAGGGCUUGCUAGUUGUUCAGAAGAAAAUCCAAGAUUCUGGAUUUGGAGAUUUAUGUCUGAUCAGGCUUUAGCUAUGGCCUUUUCAAUUCUUCAUUCUUUCAUUUUAUUAGCUCAGGCAAUUGCUUUAUCAACUUGCAUUAUUGCUCAUAAUAAUGCCUUGCUGGCUUUGCUAGUUUCCAAUAACUUUGCUGAGAUAAAAAGCAACGUCUUUAAACGCUUCAGUAAGGAUAAUAUUCACAAUCUGGUGUAUUCUGAUUCAAUAGAGAGAUUCCACAUUUCAGCAUUUCUCUUAUUUGUCUUAGCUCAAAAUAUUCUGGAAGCUGAGGGUCCUUGGUUUGAGAGUUUUCUUUUUAAUGCUUUGAUGGUUUUCAUCUGUGAGAUUUUAAUUGACAUCAUAAAGCAUUCAUUCCUUGCCAAAUUCAAUGACAUAAAGCCCAUUGCUUACUCUGAAUUUCUUGAAGACCUUUGCAACCAGACUUUGAAUACUCAAACUGAGGACAAGAAAAAAAAUCUCACUUUUGUUCCUCUGGCACCAGCUUGUGUGGUUAUCCGAGUGCUGACUCCAGUAUAUGCUGCUCACCUUCCCUACGGUCCUCGGGCAUGGAGGUUCUUUUGGAUCCUCCUCCUAUCUGCCAUGACCUAUGUCAUGCUUACAAGUCUGAAGGUGAUGAUUGGAAUGGGCCUACGAAAACAUGCUACAUGGUACAUCAAUAGGUGCCGGAACAGAAAACGCCAUCUUCACAAUGAUUAAAAACUUACAAGCUGAAAUAAGAAUACAAAAUUACUCCAGAAGCAUGAAGGCCUGGUUUAUCUGACUGCUGAAGUCUCCAGUAUCUUCCUGAUUAAUGAAACAUCAACCGAGAAGCCUCAGCUGCAGUUGUUGGACAUGUGCGAAAAAAUCUUCAGACAGCUUAAGCUUUAAGCUAAAGUAGCAGGAUAUCUGGCCUGUUGGUCAGAGUUUCACUGCGAUAUGUGAAAAGAUCAUUUAGUUAGUUACCCUAUAAUUUUGAUGUACAGAACUCUCUUAUAUUAACUUUUUGUAGCGGUUGCUGGAAACAAAGCAAAUUUUCUGAAGGCUGCAAAUGGUGGCUCCCAGGGCCGUAGUUUGAACUUUUGGCCACCGCUUUCAAGAAUGCAGUUAAUGGUAUGGUAGGGUGUUCUGUGAUUUCGAGCAGCUUGUAUAUGACUUGCCACAUAGGUAGAAGAGGCAUAUGUUCACUGUUUAGCCAAAUUGCGUUUUCAAUUUGAUUACAGAUUAAUUUGAACUAAAAGCCGACAUGGGGAAACUAGCUUUCAUGUUGCUUUGCAAGUUGA